Molecule: messenger RNA, 1373 nt
Organism: Globicephala melas (long-finned pilot whale)
Lineage: Eukaryota; Metazoa; Chordata; Mammalia; Artiodactyla; Delphinidae
Gene: CD68
Product: CD68 molecule
Biological process (GO): establishment of protein localization to organelle
Cellular component (GO): plasma membrane; lysosomal membrane; late endosome membrane
Source: RefSeq, a predicted model, not a curated record
GGGGUUGGGUUACCUCAGUUACAGGAAGUCAAAGAUUGAUUUCCUCUUUUUCCAAAAGAACGAAGGCAGAGGGUAUAGGGUUGAUUGAGCAGGCUGGCAGCUGGUACCGACACAGAACCAAGCUGGACUCUGGGUGGAGGCUGUUCUGUCAUGAGGUUGGCUGUGCUCUUCUCUGGGGCCUUGCUGGGUCUACUAGCAGCCCAGGGGACAGGGAAUGACUGUCCUCAUAAAAAAUCGGCCACUCUGCUGCCAUCCUUCACGGUGACACCUACAGCUACAGAAAGCACAACAAGCCCUGGAACAACCAGCCACAGAAUGACCAAGAGCCACAGAACGACCACUUACACGGCUACCACCACUCAUAAAACUACCACCACGGGCACCACCAGCCACGAGUCUUCAGCCACUCACCAUCCUGCUACCACCACCAGUCACGGAAAUGCCACAGUUCAUCCAACGAGCAACAGCACUGCCACCAGCCCAGGACCCUCCACCAGAUCCCCCCACCCAGGACCACCUCCACCCUCUCCAAGUCCUAGCCCAGGCUCCAAGGAGGCGAUAGGAGACUACAUUUGGACUAAUGGUUCCCAGCCCUGCGUCCGGCUCCAAGCCCAGAUUCAGAUUCGAGUUCUGUACCCAACCCAGGAUGGAGGAGAGGCCUGGGGAAUCUCUGUUCUGAACCCCAACAAAACCAAGGCCCAAGGGGGCUGUGAGAGUAAUCAUCCCCACUUGCUCCUCUCAUUCCCCUAUGGACAGCUCAGCUUUGGAUUCAAGCAGGAGCCACUGCAGAGCACCGUCUACCUGAACCAUGUGACUGUGGAGUACAACGUGUCCUUCCCCCAGGCAUCACAGUGGAUAUUCUCUGUUCAGAAUUCAUCCCUUCGAGAUCUCCAAACCCCUCUGGGCCAGAGCUUCAGUUGCAGAAACGCAAGCGUCAUUCUUUCACCAGCUUUCCACCUGGACCUGCUCUCCCUGAAGCUACAAGCUGCUCAGCUGCCCCCCACAGGGGCCUUUGGACCAAGUUUCUCUUGCCCCAGUGACCGAUCCAUCUUGCUGCCUCUCAUCAUUGGCCUGAUCUUACUCGGCCUCCUCACCCUGGUGCUUGUUACCUUCUGCAUCGUCCGGAGACGCCCACCCACUUACCAGCCCCUCUGAGCAUUUGUCCCAACAGCCAGGGCACCAGGAGGUGCCCUCAUUUCUCACCACGCAACUGACUCAGAGACAAAGUUAUCUUCCUUCCCUGUCUUGAUGAUCAAAAGUCGAGAUAAUGCAAUCGGGAGGAAUGAGAGAGCUGUUUAUUAAAUAUGACUGAUUCCCCCUCCCCCAUCUCCAGUGGGAGAAUAAUAAAACUUGAUCAAGUCUUUAUCCUUGGU